CGUCCUGUUAAACAUGGAUUGUCAGCAUUGUGAGCCAGGCUGUGUGUUUCAUACACACCAGCUGAACCCUCAGUGAUUUCCUACAAUGAUGACUAAAAGUCUUGGUGGAACAAUUAUGGAAGUUAAAAGCAACAAGCUAUCAAAUAAAAAUGGUUUAUAUUCUAUGGUUCAAGGCAUAGCUGCAGCUAAGGAACUCCACCAACGAUAUAAAGACAUACUUGAACCUCUAAGUCUCUUCACAUCCAGCACAGAACCCAUAAAACCGCCAGUGUUUCAGCUAAAGCGUCCAGUAACUCCAAUUGAUCAAAGUGUGCAGUCGGCCCCAGCCUCCCUUACCGAUCUCUGUCAAUUGAUUCAAAGGAGGAUUGCUGCAAAAUCAGAAGUUAUGUCUGUUUCUAUAGCAACCCAACAGGCACUGGGAGGAAUGAUUGUAGCAGAUGUAAAGCUGCUUUGGGAGGAGUUUGUGCACUGUGCUCAUGACAUUACUCUGACAAACGUGGAAAACAAAGAACUCAGCCGACGAAUUACUACACAUAUCAUCACAGUGUGUGAACAGUUAUUCCUUCACUAUCUUCAGAUGGUGGACAUAGUGAGACAGCGCUUUGUAUUCACCGAUGAGGCUAACCUUAGUAGGCUAAAGGCUCAGCUCACUCUUGACUGCACCAAGUAUUUGAAUAUACCAGCUAUAAAACGUCGGAUUUCAAGAGAAAUCAAAGCUUUACGUAAACCAACAGAUGAUGAUGAUGAUGAUGAAGCUUCUGAAAUGGAGUAUUUAGGAAGAUAUAAACAUAUGAUUAACAGAUCAAUGUCUUCUGAAGCCCACUUUUCAUUAAAGUAUCUCUUCAACCUCAGCCGACCCAAGAAAACAUCAAAACCACAAGAACAAACAAUAAAAAGAGAUCUUCAAGAGAUCAAUGAAAAUAUGCCAUCUCUAGACAAGACACAAGUUUAUAAUGUGUUACCUCAUAAGAUUGAAUCAGCUGUAGAUCAUAGACAAAUGAAGAUUGCCGCUGUGCGAACUGCUAAUCUUCCGAAAGAGCAAAAAGAACAAUAUUUGACAGAAGACUUGCAACCAGAGCACCAUGCGUCUCUAAAGAAUUUUCAAUCCAAUUCAAACCUGAGUGUGGGAAAAUCUUUUACAGAGGAACAAGAUAUUUUGUGCUAUACCAAAGGUUCCCAAACCACAUUCUUGCAGAAUUUCUCCAAAGCCGCAAAAGCCAAAAGAAAUGAUCAAAAAUAUUUGUCAAUUGCUGAUGAUCUCCAGAAGUUGUUGGAAAUUUCCACUGUAGAUGAGGGAGAUAGUGAUCCUGAAACAACUCUUCCUCCUCUGAUUCAAGCACUCACAUAUGAUAACACACAUGAAAUAAGAAAACAUAAGCAAGAGAAAAUACUGAUGGAACUUGAGGAAGAAGAGAAAAAAGAAAAACUAAAGAAGAGAAUUCAACAAAAGGAGACCGAGCAUGCACAGCCUGCCACUGUCAGUAUCAAGGUGUCCAAAAGGUUGAUGGCACGAACAGCGGAUGUUCGAAUAUCGGACAGAAUGUUUAUGGACCCAGUCUAUCUCCAGACAUACCCGACUGUAUACAAUCACAUUGAGGGAGAGAUUGACUCAGAAAUGGUAAAACAGUUGGACGAUAACUUGUCCCAUGGUGAUGAACUUCAAGAGAUCUACAAGGAGCUUUUGAAUGCGAUCCCAGAUGACUAUCUGUUAUUUGACCAGGAUCCUGUGGUAGCUUCUCCAGCAAUGGAUGUAGAUCUUUCCAAGUGUUUUGCAUCUCUCGCUUUGUCCAGGAAGAAAAGUGAACGUGCCAUUAAUCCUGAGCUGAAAUUAUUGAAGUCUAAGGAAGGGACUGAAAGAUACUUAAUAAUAAAGAAAGAAGCUGAAGAAUCUGCACUUGAAUCUGUGGAUCAGUCCAAAAAUGUUUUUCCAGUGCACGAUUAUUUAAACUACAUUUCUACACAGGGCACUGACUACUUAGGAGUUGCCUUUCAUUUAUAUGACAGUGAGGAUGAAGGAGAUGAGGCAAGAAAAAUACUUAUUGCUCGAGAAGCAGAGCUGAAACGGAAAGAUGAAAUGGAAAUUGCAGAAAUGCGCCUUGUAAAAGAGGAAUUUACCGCUGGAUCAUGGAAUAUUAACACUGUAAUGAUUGGAGGCCUGGGAAAAGAACCUCCAUCAGAAGUUGCCAAGGAAUAUGUAGAGAUUCAGAAGCAGCUUGGGAAAGUACCUAAUAUUGAAGAUCUAAACGAUAUCCAGAACAGACUGCAAUGUAUUUGGACCGCUCUGCGCAUCCCUGACUCGGAGCGUCUUGAUAUGGCCAUUAAAUACAGCUCACAUAAACAUAAAGCUCUUGUUUCAAAGGCUCUGGAGGCAUGGGAAACUGCUGUGAAACUGAUUAAAGAACGAGAGUACAUUUUGAGUAAACUUGAACAAUUUGAGAGAUUUGCAUCGAACCCUAACCGAUUCUUUGCAAAGGGUUACUGGGGCACUUCAAGCGCAAGAUUAAAGGAGUCCAAAGAGAGGGAUAAGUUUUAUUCUGAUAUGUCACAAAUUGAAAGUCAAUUGUCAACAAUUUUAAAGAAAAUCAAAAACAAUUUUGAGGAUGUAGUUACCUUCAAGGGCCGGCCAUAUAUAGAGAAAAUGCAGCGGGACAAAGUGGAGAUGCUGUACUGGCUGCAGCAGGAGCGGCGGAAAUGUAUUCUUCAGAGAGUCUCCGCCAACAGACCCAUUCCACCUAAAUAUCCUCCCCUUCAGUUCAGUUCCUGCUGCUUAGCAGAUUAG
Molecule: messenger RNA, 2779 nt
Organism: Carcharodon carcharias (great white shark)
Lineage: Eukaryota; Metazoa; Chordata; Chondrichthyes; Lamniformes; Lamnidae
Gene: ccdc87
Product: coiled-coil domain containing 87
Exons: 20
Coding region: 89-2779 (896 amino acids)
Source: RefSeq, a predicted model, not a curated record